This is a messenger RNA of Branchiostoma floridae (Florida lancelet), 1527 nucleotides long. RefSeq names its product phosphatidylinositol glycan anchor biosynthesis class U protein-like. The record is from RefSeq and is a predicted model, not a curated record. Gene Ontology annotation, biological process: protein localization to cell surface; attachment of GPI anchor to protein. Gene Ontology annotation, cellular component: membrane; GPI-anchor transamidase complex. NCBI's taxonomy places the organism in Eukaryota, Metazoa, Chordata, Leptocardii, Amphioxiformes, Branchiostomatidae. Bases 296 to 853 code for a protein of 185 amino acids. The transcript is spliced from 5 exons.
UUGUGUAAGUAGUUACCAUGGAGUGGCUGUACUCCACAAGGGGGUUUGUGUAAGUAGUUACACCAUGGAGUGGCUGUACUCCACAAGGGGGUUUGUGUAAGUAGUUACACCAUGGAGGGGCUGUACUCCACAAGGGGGUUUGUGUAAGUAGUUACCAUGGAGUGGCUGUACUCCACAAGGGGGUUUGUGUAAGUAGUUACACCAUGGAGUGGCUGUACUCCACAAGGGGGUUUGUGUAAGUAGUUACACCAUGGAGGGGCUGUACUCCACAAGGGGGUUUGUGUAAGUAGUUACCAUGGAGUGGCUGUACUCCACAAGGGGGUUUGUGAUGCUGGCCCCCGACUUGACCCCCAACAUGGGCCUCUUCUGGUACUUCUUCACUGAGAUGUUCGAACAUUUCUGCAUCUUCUUCCUCUGCGUGUUUCAGCUCAACGCAGUCUUCUACGUCAUUCCCCUCGCCAUCAAACUCAGGGACCACCCCAUGUUCCACCUGCACCUGUUAGUGGGCCUGACUGCAGUGUUUAAGUCCUACCCGACGUUCGGAGAUGCAGCCCUGUUCCUGUCCCUGCUGCCGGUGUGGGGACACUGCUUCAAGUACAUGAGAAACCUGUUCCUAGUGGUGUGCAUGUGGCUAUACAGCAUCGUGCUGGCUCCCGUUCUCUGGCAUCUCUGGAUCUACUACGGCAGCGCGAACGCUAACUUCUUCUACGCAGUCACGCUGGCGUACGCAACAGCACAGAUCUUCCUCCUGACAGACCUCCUGUACGCCUUCUUGAGACGAGAGUUCCACCUGAGACACGGGCCGGCCCCCAAGGAGGGCCAGGGGAUGCCCAUCCUUAUGAACCUUAAGUGACGUCUCAGCCUACAUCAUUUCCACUUCAACACUGUCCAGUUGUGUGCUUUGUCUUCUGUACAUAAACGUUUGUCAUCAAACUGUGUGUGCAAUCUUACAGGGGUAUCCCAUUGGUCUGCUGACUGCUGUACAUUGGCGGCCUUUCUGUGUUCUAAAUAGAAUUUGUGUUAAACUUGACAGACAAGAGAUUUGUUAUUUUUAUCAAGGAAAUUUGUCGGGCUCACUUAGCCGCAGCGACAAAGCCAACGUAACACAGUCUCAGUGAGAUUCGUGCUUUAGAGUGUAUAUUUUGAUCUGAAUACUUUUCUUUGCAUGAACCUUUAGGUGACGUUGCAUGAGGACCUAAACAAUUAUGUUUAACUUAGUGUCAGUGUGUGGCAGAGACUGUCAUUCUCGUAUAGGACUGUUUAGCCACAGUCGACGCUGUAGGGCUGAUAUCAAUUAGGAUUUUACCAUGGUCAAUAUUGACUGAAGGAGGCCAUAUACAUACAGUGCUGUGUCAGUGCAAAAUUGCUGAUAUUUCCUCGCAGGAUUUCAUUGUGAUAGAAAUUGUGUCACUGUUUUUUUCUCAUCAGAUGAAAUCUGUGUACAAAUACGUUUUUAAUAUCCUGUGGAGAUGAGUUUUUUUUCUAUUUAAUAAAUGGGCAACAUGAGAAGAAAGAGUCGUUGUGACC